Helianthus annuus (common sunflower) is the source of this 874-nucleotide messenger RNA. RefSeq names its product trigger factor. The coding region runs from base 126 to 674 and encodes 182 amino acids. The record is from RefSeq and is a predicted model, not a curated record. The transcript is spliced from 3 exons. NCBI's taxonomy places the organism in Eukaryota, Viridiplantae, Streptophyta, Magnoliopsida, Asterales, Asteraceae.
AACCCUAGCCUGAUUCAAAGAAGCGGUCACUCUGGGCUUGACACAUCCCAACCCUAAAAUUAAAAAAAAAAAAUCUCAUUUUUUCCAAGUGGGUCUGCUCUGCACAAGACAAUUUCUUCCUAACAAUGGAAGUAAUGAAAACGUUCAGCAGUGAUUUAGGGUUUUUGCAGAAGAACAUGGGUUCAUCUCUCCAUGAAGCUGUGGGGUUUGAACCCAUUUUGGAUGCUCAGAGGUCUCUUGCCUGUCUUCUCAUGAUGACACAAUAUGUGCUGAAGGAUGCAGAUGUGUUACCAACGCCAACUGGAAACGAUCAAAGUUUUCCUUUUGCUGAGCUUCACAGGAGGGACAAGACCGAACCUGAAGCGAAAGAUGGCAGUGACACAGAGGACGACGAUGAAGAUGACGAGGAUGCAGAGGAGCCAGAAGAUGACGCUGGAGAUGAGGAUUUCUCAGGUGAAGAAGGAGGGGAUGACGAUGACGAUGAGGAAGGCGACCCUGACGAUGAUCCAGAGGCGAAUGGUAAUCAAGGCAGUGAUGAUGAUGAUGAUGACGGAGAUGACGAGGAUGAACAGGAGAAUGAGAAUGAGGAUGAUGAUGGUGACGACGACGAUGAUGAAGAAGAGGAGGAAGAUGACGAUGAAGAGGAACAGCCACCCGCUAAGAAGAGAAAGUAAAGUGAACGUAGUCUAGUGUUAGAUCGUUCGAUCAGAGAUAUUGGUCAAUGUUUCAUUAUCUAUCAUCAUGUAUGUUGUAGGGAUGUGAACUCGUUUUGACUUAGACUUUGACUUUUACUUGUGUCUUUUGUGGACCAUCAAAUCUUAAAAAAAAUGGUAUGGAUAUGGGAUGACUAAUUUGUAUUCUUUCUUAUGUUCAA